AAUCAAUUGAACAUAUUUUUAUAUUAUUCCUAUAGAUACUUUAAAAUAACACUUUACAAAAAACAAACUGUUUCCUAUUUCAAUUAUUUCUUGAUUAAUGGCUUCAGUAUUAACAUCACUUGCAAAUAAAUUAGCUCGUAGACUAAGUGAUACACAAGUUCCUUCAUCAGUUCGAUUUGAUGUCGAUGGUCCUCCAAGAAAUUCUCUACUAAGGCGUCAAAGUGUGGCUGCCGAAAGUUUUGAUCCAGAAAAAGACAGUGAUGAUAAUAAUGAAGAAGAGAGACAAAUUUAUCCGAAAUCUGAUAGUCAACGAGCUAGGCUAACUAAUGCUGUCAAAGAAAUCCUACUCUUUCGAUGUCUUGAUGAAGAACAAAAGUCGAGAGUUAUCGAUGCUAUGCAAGAAAUGAAAGUUAAAGAAGGUGAUGUAGUUAUUAAACAAGGUGAUGAUGGGGACAAUUUCUAUGUAAUUGAAUCAGGCACCUAUGAUAUAUAUGUUAAACAGAAUCAGUCAACUGAAGAGAAAAUUGGUGAAAAAGUUGGAUCAUACAAUGGUCAUGGUUCAUUUGGUGAACUUGCUUUAAUGUAUAAUACAUCACGAGCUGCUUCUAUAAUAGCUACUACAGAUGGUAUACUAUGGCUUAUGGAUAGAAAUACUUUUCGACGUAUUGUUCUUAAAGCAGCCUUUCAUAAACGUCAAACAUAUGUAGAAUUGCUUGAGGAUAUUCCAUUACUUAAAGAAUUAAGUAGUUAUGAACGUAUAAAUGUUGCUGAUGCUCUACAAUCUAGAGUAUAUCAAGAUGGAGCAACUAUUAUAUCUCAAGGUGAAACUGGCAAAGAAAUGUUUAUUAUUGAAUCGGGAACUGUAAGAAUAAGUGUAAAAGAGAAUUCAAAAGAAGUGGAAUUGAGUCGAGUUGGUAAAGGUGCUUAUUUCGGAGAAUUGGCAUUAAUUACCAAACGACCUAGAGCUGCUUCAGCUUAUGCUGUAGGUGAGACUAAAUUAGCUGUUUUGGAUGUUGCAAGUUUUGAACGUUUAAUGGGACCAUGUCUUAAAGUGAUGCAAAGAAAUAUUGAUACAUAUGAAAAACAAUUAACUGAAUUACUUGGAACUAAUAAUCAAUUAAAAUUAAAUGAAUUUAGAUCAAAAUAAUUUAAUUCUAUAGAAAUAAAUUUUAAAAAAACUUUUUCUUUCUUUUUCGUUGUUGUUGUUGUUGAUGUUUUUGUUGUUGAUACUAUCGUUUUCUUUUU
Molecule: messenger RNA, 1245 nt
Organism: Schistosoma intercalatum
Lineage: Eukaryota; Metazoa; Platyhelminthes; Trematoda; Strigeidida; Schistosomatidae
Source: the annotation of a GenBank genome assembly